Porites evermanni is the source of this 2295-nucleotide messenger RNA. Lineage: Eukaryota; Metazoa; Cnidaria; Anthozoa; Scleractinia; Poritidae. The record is from the annotation of a GenBank genome assembly.
AUGAAUAAUUCAACAAUAGGUUUGUUAAUGUCAUUAUCUUUUCUCAAGCUUUUAGCUGCUUCGAUUGAAAUUGUCAAGGCAAUAAGGCUUCUUUUCAAAGAACUAAAUUUUCGCGGGCUAGCAUGUCUCCAUUCAUAGGCUCCAGCCAAUCAGAAGCACUACACAAAUCUGGGUAGUGACACGUCAUCAGUAUGGAAUUUCUGCGCACAGUUCUCAGACGUCAUUUCGCGGGAAAACUAGUGAUGGCGUCGCGAAAUGUCACAUGCUUUCUCAGGCUAUUUUGUUUCUGAAGAAAUGAAUUAUUCUCCUAUGUAGUGAUAGACAGUGCCCUUUAUAUAAAACAUUUCAAAAUGGAAUCGUUAUUUUUCCAUUGUCAUAUUGAAAGCUCCUUGCAACAAGUGGGACACACUCACAACGAUCAUACUAUUAAACAGAAAUUUAGGCUAAACUAAAUCGGUUCUUAGGAUGUUUUACUACUCUUAUCAACACGAUAGCUCUCGUGUAAAAGAAGUUGAUUGCAUGAAUGACCUAUUUUGCGCUGCUGAACAAGUGAAAAAUAUAAAUUAUGUUAGCAGCCCUUUUUCUCCGGAAAAACAAAUGAAAAUUAUGCUCGUAAUAACGAGUUUUGGCAAAAUUUUUUUGUGCCAAAUCAAUCAAAGCUUUGGACAGUACCGCAACUUCCAUGGGGUCAUUCGAGCCGUUUGGAGGGUCUGACAGUACCUUUAUUUCUCAGUUAAGUCCUGAGUAUUGAUCAUGAUCAGCGCCGAGGGUUCAACCUUGCGCGAUGAAACAUGUUGCAGAUCCUGCUUUGUGAGACCUCGAUAUGUUGAACUAAAAAGGCUAGUGAUAGUCUACUAUAGAUCGACCUGAAGUAACCAGCUCUAGCCCGUAGUUGGAGGAGGCCAAACCUCUCACUGAUAAGCUCCUAUAGUUUCUGUUUGGUCUCCUUUCCCCUCUUCUUUUUUCUACUUGUCCCAUAUUACUUGUAAUUCAUUUUCUAUUGUUGUGUGGCAAAUAAAAUAAAAUAAUAAUUAAAAAAAAUUAUAAAAAACAACAAUGACCUUCUCUCAUUCGACGAGCAAUUUCUUGACACCAAUCCUUACAAUUUUGUUCCCAGAUAACAUAUACUCAUUGCUUCAAUUUGGCCAGGAGUUAUAAACAUGAAUCUGAUUAUCUGAUUUUUAUUGUUCCACAGGAAGUGUAUCCACGCCACCAAAGUCAACCACUAUAGAGCUAGAAGUAGGCAUUACCAUGAAAAUAGCUGUUACUGUGUUGGCAGCCACCAUUUUAAUUCUCGAUUUGAUUGGUAACGCCAUUGUUAUCCACAUUGUCCGCGCCCGAACACAAGCACGUACAACAAUAGAUCUUCUUAUUGCAAACCUGGCAGUAGCUGAUUUAUUAAUGAUACCAGUCAUUUUGUACCUCGUCAAGUUUUUCUUUAUCCAGUUUGACUGGUUUGGAGGCAUCUUGGGACAGAUCACGUGUCGACUGGCUAUGUCACUCCAAGCCUUGUCAAUUUUAGGCUCCGUUUACACCAUCUUCGCUAUAAGCGUUGAUCGUUUCUGCGCCGUGUUCUUUCCACUGCAAAAAAUAUUAACAAAACCUCGUUUAGGAGGUUGCAUCGUGUUUAUAUGGUUGAUUGCAAUUGCCCUCGCAGUUCCACAAGGUGUGAUCGCGACAGUUUUGCCUGUUGGCAAAAAGCACGUUUGUGUUCCAGUAUGGGAAAACAGUGGAAUGAAAUCAAGCAAUUACACGCUAAUUUUUGUAGUGUUUAGCUACAUCUUUCCUUUGGUAGCCAUAGCAACACUGUAUACCUUCACAGGAGCGAGGCUGUGGAAAAGCACCGCCCCAGGCCACCACUCGGAAGAAAUAAUUAAAAGAAUGAAAGCCACCCGCCGCAAACCAACUAAAAUGCUUAUCUGUAUUGUGGUCGUAUUUGCAGUCUGCUGGCUUCCAUUAGAUACAGCAGAAGUCCUAAGAAGAUUUGCACCAGAAAUUUAUUGGAGAUCUAUUCCUUUUGAAGUGAUUUUGAUUUUGCCAUGGUUUGGUGUGGCUAACAGUGCAAUCAAUCCAUUUAUUUACCCUAUUUUUUGCGAGAAGUUUAACUUCGAAUUCAAGACAAUUCUCGGAUUUUACCGCUCUGAGAAACCAAAUCGAAAGAAAUCUGAUUUGACCAUAGAAACGGGGCUGCUUAAAUGGAACGAUAAAAAGAUUGAGAAAAGUCUUUUUAAGCUGGAAGAUAACGAGAAAAGUCCUCAUCCAAGAAGCACCAAAAUAGCUUUCACGACAGUAUAA